CUCUCUAAGUUUCUCCUCUCUCUCUCUCUCUCUGACCUCUAAAGGAACUGAAGGCCCUCUGAGGAAACAAGCAGUAUGUCACAGGAUGUCUGAGACCUCCUUCACGAUUCCCAGCAGAAGAGCUGAGGAGAUCCUGGAUGAGAUCCACUCCAAUCUGCUCGAGUGCAAAGUGUGUUUUGAAACAUUUUCAUCCAAACCCAGAGCACGAAGACCACGCAACCUUCCCUGCGGUCAUGUGAUCUGUCUGGGGUGUGUCUGUGCCCUGUCUCAGGCCGCAUCACGCUGCCUCGAGUGUCCUUUCUGCAGGAAGCAAUGCGAUCAAGGUGGCACCUACGAAUGCCAGAUCCUCAUCGACCUUCAGGAAAUGAUUGGUUCGUAUUUCCUGCAGAAAAAGACCCGAGAUUUGGAGAGAGAUCUCGGGUCAGGGGUUAUGCAUUUACACCACACCUUCGGAGGAUGGGGUCCACUCAUCAACCCAACUGGUGUAGCUGUGUUUGGAGCAUCGCAAGAUGUUCUGGUGGCACACGGAGGGCAUGAGAGAGUGACUGUGUACAAUUCUCGUGGUCAGUUCUUGCGCAGUUUUGGCCGCUAUGGUCACGACAACUUCGAAAUCUGCCAUCCUUUAGAUGUUACUGUUUCUCCCGGCGACCAUAUUGUUGUGACGGAUGCAGGAGAUCGCUCAGUCAAGGUCUUUUCGUCGACAGGGAGUCCCGUAGCCACCAUCUCAGACCUGUUUCAGCUUCCUUGGGGUGUUGAUGUGGACCUCUUGUGGAACAUCCGAGUGACCGAUGCUGAAACUGGGACACUUUGGCGGAUUGUCUUGGACUAUGGACGCGGCAUGGUUUUGUCAAAGAAGGAGGUGGUUAAAGAUCUAAAGACUCCACGAGCUGUUGCUUGCUGUAGAGAAUCUGGACUCAUCGUAGUGGUGGAACAUCUCCAGAUUCAAGAAAGUCCUGAGCUGACACAGCUGAAAGUGUUCAGCAGCGAUUAUGUCGUCCUCAAGCAGCUGGACACUUUCAGUUUACGUCCAUUGAGGCUGAGCAUCUCGUCUGUAACCUUCAACAGAAACGGCGACUUAAUCGUAGCUGAUGUGCACCAGGGAAACGUGUGGAGUUUGGGAGAUAUCAGUAAAGAACCAGAGUUAAUUCCACUCGUUCGAGAGGGACUGGUGCAUCCUGUGGGAUUAGUGGCGACUGAUGAGGACACGCUGAUCGUCCUGGAUGCCGGGGAUCACACCGUGAAGGUCUACACAACCGACACUGAGGACUUAUACCGCGAGAAACAAUGAAAAUUCAUACUGUAAUUAUGAUGUCAAACUGUUGGGUUGUGUAUCCAGUAGAACAUUGGCCAUCUCAAAUUAAAAAUAAAAAAUAUGGAGAACAGUUUCAUUUAAAUGAGUGAAAUCAGCAAAUUAAUAAAAGUGAAAUAAAAUCCGGUGACAAAUUAUGAAAA
This is a messenger RNA of Neoarius graeffei (lesser salmon catfish), 1452 nucleotides long. RefSeq names its product E3 ubiquitin-protein ligase NHLRC1-like. Gene Ontology annotation, biological process: proteasome-mediated ubiquitin-dependent protein catabolic process; protein polyubiquitination; negative regulation of translation. The record is from RefSeq and is a predicted model, not a curated record. NCBI's taxonomy places the organism in Eukaryota, Metazoa, Chordata, Actinopteri, Siluriformes, Ariidae. Gene Ontology annotation, molecular function: protein binding; ubiquitin protein ligase activity; translation repressor activity. The transcript has a single exon. Bases 86 to 1288 code for a protein of 400 amino acids.